Molecule: messenger RNA, 1068 nt
Organism: Trypanosoma grayi
Lineage: Eukaryota; Euglenozoa; Kinetoplastea; Trypanosomatida; Trypanosomatidae
Exons: 1
Coding region: 1-1068 (355 amino acids)
Source: RefSeq, a predicted model, not a curated record
AUGAGUAAUGAUGUUUCUUUGUCUUGUCAACCUGAUGGUAAAUCGGUGAAAUGUGAUCCGCACAGCGGUCCGCUGGCCUGCAAGGAACCAAAGACGAAAGGGUGCAACACGUCUGGGGGUGGAAGACCUGAACUGGUAUGCCCAGGGACUGGGACUACUGAGGGGUGUAAUCAGGUCGCUCAACCGAGAGUUCCUGAUCCCGGUGCUGCACAGCAUGGUAUUCCGGCCAUUUCUCCUCCACAUGAUGGUAUCCACAAAGACAGUGAAAAAGUGAGGACUUCUGGGGAAGAUGGUCAAGACGGGCAGAAUGGGGAUAAAGGCUUGAAGGGAGAUGCGGGAGGAAACGGUGACUUAACUGGCACAGAGCAAGGGACUGAUUUGCCAUGCGUGUCUGGUGGAGAAAACACUGCGAAAUGCCCGUCUACCAAUCCCUCGUCGCGACUGCCACAACAGCAGGUUAACGGUGACGCCGAAGGGCAAAGAGGCCGCACCGAGAGCCUUCUCGGUAAGGAAGAGCAGGGUAAAGCACCUCCAACAGACAACCGCGGUGCCUCUGGAUCUGGAAUUAGGGAUGGAGACAUGAAUGAUGCUUGCACCAAUCAAGCAGGUAAGGAGGUGCCCACGUAUUGCACACGGAGCACCGCUGACAAGGGUGUUCAGACUAACCAAAGUAAUGAUAGUGAACGCAAAGCAGAUGAUAUUACUACAACCAAUGCAAAGGGAAGAGCCCCCAUCACCGACGGUGGACUCAGUGGCGGUGCGGAUUCCGACGUUGUGCCAUCUUCAGACCGGGUUGUCGACGGUGAAGAGUCUGCCGAUGAUCAUCCUAAUAAGGAGCAGAGUGCCCGUCCUCCUGAAGACACCGAUAAAAAAAAUGAUUCCGAUGAACCGCACGCGCUUCCUGUCGCCGCUGUCUUGAGUGCCCCCGAAGUCACAAGCAACCAGCCCAGCGACACACCAGUUGCCAACACUGCCAAAGACACGAAGAAUACGGACAGCAGCGUCAGUCCUGUGUGGGUGCAUGCACCGCUGCUUCUGCUGACGUUGUUUGCAGUGACGGCUGUGUGA